Messenger RNA from Cydia strobilella, 278 nucleotides. Its product is annotated as keratin-associated protein 5-4-like. The coding region runs from base 1 to 264 and encodes 87 amino acids. The transcript has 2 exons. NCBI's taxonomy places the organism in Eukaryota, Metazoa, Arthropoda, Insecta, Lepidoptera, Tortricidae. The record is from RefSeq and is a predicted model, not a curated record.
AUGCCAGUCCGGAACUGCUGUCUCGGUUGCCAAGGCAACAUGUGCAGCCCCUGCGGCGGCUGCGGCAGCCGCAUGGAUUGCGGAACGGGACCCUGCUGCAUACACUCGUACGGGGCUAACUGCCGCUCGCCGUGCGGGGACCGGGGUGUCAUACAUGGAUCCCGAGGCGGCUGCGCCGGCUCCUACUUCAGCUGCGGUCAUGGCUGCAUAGGGGGCUGCACCAGCGGACUUUGUGCUAGCUGCUGCGGCCCUCGCUGUGGAUAGCCGACCAUUAUUGC